Molecule: messenger RNA, 1188 nt
Organism: Eriocheir sinensis (Chinese mitten crab)
Lineage: Eukaryota; Metazoa; Arthropoda; Malacostraca; Decapoda; Varunidae
Product: calsenilin-like
Exons: 7
Coding region: 112-777 (221 amino acids)
Molecular function (GO): calcium ion binding
Source: RefSeq, a predicted model, not a curated record
CAUCUUGGUGGUGAGCAUUGUCUUGUGAGUCGUGGCGCCACUGUCUGUUGUGCCCGAGCAAAGUGGAGACAAGCAAAGUUUGGAUAUCCGUGAAUUGUGGACCCGACGGUCAUGUCGAAGCAAAUUCCCGACAGCGGCACGAAGUCAGACCAGGAGUAUGAGGACUUCGAGCUGACCCCGCUCAGGUACCGGCCCGAGGGUCUGGACCAGCUGAGCGAGGCCACGCGGUUCUCGAAGGAGGAGCUGCAGUUCAUGUACCGAGGCUUCAAGCAGGAGUGUCCCACGGGCGUCAUCUCCGAGGAAACCUUCAAGCAGAUCUACGGCAAGUUCUUCCCCGUCGGAGGACAACCCGAGGAUGGCACCGGAAGAAUAUGCCCCCCAGACUCGGCCAUGUACGCCCACUAUGUGUUCGGCACCAUGGACCAGGACGGCUCCGGCUCCAUCACGUUCGGCGACUUCAUCAUGGGCCUCUCAGUGCUCCUGAAGGGGACGCUGCAGGAGAGGAUCAACUGGAUAUUCAACUUGUAUGAUAUAAACAACGAUGGGUACAUAACAAAGGAGGAGCUGAUAGACAUUGUUACAUCUAUUUAUGACCUGAUGGGUGAUCAGACGAGCCCAGCCAUUGAUGACGGAACACCAAUAGACCACGUGGAACGGAUUUUUGAGAAACUCGACCUCAACAAGGAUGGCGUGGUUACUAUGGAUGAAUUUGUGGAAUACUGUUCGAAGAAUGAAAAUGUGAUCCAGUCAUUCAAUAUCUUUGAUGAAAUCCAGUAGCAGCAGAGGCACAGAUUUGUCAUUCCUCUGCUAAUGGUGGUGCUUACGACAUCACUCCAGACCUCUCGGCAAGAUGUGCUGAAGGGGUACACAGACAUGGCAACAAGAUGUUUAGUGUCUGUUGUUGCCACAAACAGUGAAUAGCUGCAGACUGCAGCCUGUUACACAAUACCUGCAAGGGAUGCAGCAAGGUGAAUCUUUAUUGCCACCAGCAGUUGAGUGCAGGCAAAGGUGGAUGAGGAGGCUAAAAGUGAAAGAAAAAAGCCGUUUUAGGCCAAUGGAAGUGAGUAUGGUUGUUACACAAAGGGAGUUGUUGGACUCUACACUCACCCGGAGGUAGAGUGACGGUGUUUAUAUUUUUGACAUUCCAAAAUUUGGAAUGUUUGAAUAAUGGACAAGUUAUGUGAAUUU